UUGGAAAAGCCUCAGCUUCCCACUCUGUUCUUGCAGCAGAAAGCUCUGGAGGUUGACUCCCGUAAUAUGAUGUUUGCCUGGGUUCAACACAGGAUGUCCCAUGCUAUUCUGCUGCUUUGUAUGGCCUUGUGUCAAAGAGGCAAGAAAGUGUACAUUUGCAGUGCAUGAGAGCAGUGCACGUUGCCCAGACCCUCGCAGGGCCUCCAAACCUGUUGCAAUUGUCACAUACUUUUGCGGCAAGACUUUGUAGGAUUUCACGCCUGCGGAUGACAGUGUCUACUACCAAGUUGAUUAAACGUGUUUUGCAGGAACCAGUGGCAACCAGUGGCCUUCAAGGGUUGUUCCUUUGCAAGCAGCUGCUGGGAAGCCACGACUUGAGAGUGGCACUUGAUUUGCAGAUUCCUUGGCCCCCUAUGUUCUUGCAGCAAAAAGCUUUGGGGAUUGACUCCCGUAAUCUGAUAUUUUCAUGGGUUCAACGCAGGAUGUCCCAUGCUAUUCUGCUGCUUUGUACGGCCUUGUGUCAAAGACGCACGAAAGUGUAUAUUUGCAGUGCAUGAGAGCAGUGCACGUUGCGCAAACAAUUGCUGGGCCUCCAAACCUGUUGCAAUUGUCACAUACUUUUGUGGCAAGACUUUGUAGGAUUUCACGCCUGCAGAUGACAGUGUCUACUGCCAAGUUGAUUAAACGUGUUUUGCAGGAACCAGUGGCCUUCAAGGGUUGUUCCUUUGCAAGCAGCUGCUGGGACAUGACGAGAUAUGACAGACCUGCCAGAUACACCUUUUACCCAUACCAACAGCUCUUGGGGUUCCUUCACAUCCACGCGGACAAACUUUUUAUCGAGGAACAAAUCUCGCGAGAGUGCUUGCAUUGUCCAGACGCUGCAUGCAGUGUGGUAUGCUCUGCCUUUGGAGAGGUAUUGCUUGAGGGGCACCCAAAAAAAGAAUCUAGGGAUGUAGAGUAAACCGCGUUAUGCUAUGCGUCUUUUGGAGUUGAAGUCUUAGCAGUGGAGCGGCUGCUCUUGAAUUUGAAGCGCAACUUCCUUUCAUUUGAUUGGGAAGGAUGUGGCAAAAUAGAGAGUCAACAGAUUGUUCCUCUCUUGAUUUUUUCCGCUUCAGUUCGUUUGAGACAUGAUGUCCACAGAUCCCUUCCUGGUUGUGCUGAAGUCCAGUUGCGAUUGUGUCAGAGACAUUGCAGUGUCAGCGAAGCCCGCCUCCUUGAUGCUCUCCAGCUGGGGGACCACGGAUUGGCAUGCCCACUCUCCAACUCUUUUGUUGGGAGGGCAUCAAAAGAUGUUCACCUUAAUGUUUCAAUCUGGGUCAUCAAGGAGUGCACAAACUCCAGAGAGGUAAGAGCGACUUGGUGCAGUCUUUCUGGCUACCAUUAAUCAGAGAAGGCAAGUUUUUUGAAAAAAGGAAUGAAAGGAGUGCUGUAAGCUUAAGCUGGAGAUGGA
Molecule: messenger RNA, 1450 nt
Organism: Cladocopium goreaui
Lineage: Eukaryota; Dinophyceae; Suessiales; Symbiodiniaceae
Source: the annotation of a GenBank genome assembly